AUGCUCGUCCUCCACAUCGACGACCUCAAAGUAAUGCACAAACUCCUCGCCAAACUCCUCUCCAAACACAAUAUAACCCACAUCCCCGUGCACAACCCCCGCGAUGCCCUAGCCUACCUCUCCAACCCGCACAAUCCGCGUCCGAAUUUCAUUUUUCUCAAGAUACAAGUCCCCGUGAUGUCUCCGCAGGAAUUCAUCCGUAUCCUGCGUACGCAGCCGCCAUUUGUGAAUGAUCCGGUUCUACGUGCGGCACCGGUGAUAGGUAUGGAUGCGUCCAGGGUCCGGGCGAGUCGCGAGAAGUUUAUUCGCGAGUGGGGGGUUGAUGAUGUAGUUCCGCGGCCGAUGAAGGCCAAGGUGUUGCGGGAUGUGUUGUUGUAUUGGUCAAGGAGGGAGAUGGUUCCGAAUCAGGAUGGUGGUUCAGGGUUUGGGGUUCGGCCGGUUUGGGGGCCGUUUCCUUUACGGGGGUAUACGGGGCCGAGGUCGUUGCUUUAG
Molecule: messenger RNA, 492 nt
Organism: Aspergillus glaucus CBS 516.65
Lineage: Eukaryota; Fungi; Ascomycota; Eurotiomycetes; Eurotiales; Aspergillaceae
Product: response regulator
Exons: 3
Coding region: 1-492 (163 amino acids)
Biological process (GO): phosphorelay signal transduction system
Source: RefSeq, a predicted model, not a curated record